GGUGCCGUGGGGCCGUCCCAGAGUGCCACGGUCCAUUCCCAGGGUGCCGUGGGAACCCGCAUCAUCGGCGGCAGAAUCGCAGGGAGGCGUGUUAAGGACCUGCCCGAACCGGUUAUCACCACCUUUGUCCCCUUACAGGGGAGUUUUGUUCCUGAAGAUAUGAGGGAGGUCAAAUGUGUGUUUUGGGACUUUGAUGCCGACGCGUGGUCAACUGAAGGGUGUGAGAGCAAGGGCAAAAAAAUGGGACGGUACACGUGCGCCUGUAACCACCUCACCAACUUCGCCAUCAUCUUUGAUGUGUCCGGUGAGGGUUUUGGAGACCAUGAGAAACCGCUAGAGAUCAUCACUAUUGUGGGCUGUGUCGUCUCCUUCGUUUGUCUGGUCUUGACUCUAUUCUCUUUUAUCGUCACAAGAAGAGACAAACGCCGAACCAGAACAGGUCAUGCUAAGAACCAGCGACACGCUUUCAUCAACCUCUGUGUGGCUCUGUUGGCCACUCUCGUCAUCUUCCUCGCUGGCAUCAACCGCACGGCUUCUCCCAUUGGUUGUAAGGCUGUGGCAGCAUUGUUACACUACUUCCUAUUGGCUGCUUUGAUGUGGAUGGCAGUGGAAGCCGUUAACUUGUACCGAGCCGUUGUGCAAGUGUUUGACCAUGUCUCUGAGAACUUCGUCGUCAAGGCUGGAGCUGUAGCGUGGGGCUUUCCUCUUGUUGCUACGCUGUCAACUGCUGGGCCCUCAAGUCUCUACAAUUAUACAAUGGAGAAAUCUUGCUGGCUGGCACGUGAACCUCUGAUCUACGCCUUCUUAAUCCCAGCGGGUCUUAUCCUACUGUUCAACCUGCUGGUCUUCAUCUUGGUCAUGUACAAACUGGUCAGAGAAGAAAAGAAACAGAAAGAGUUAAGAGGUGCUGAUGCUAUCGAGGUAGAUCGUCAGUGGAUCAUCCUGCAGAUUCGUCGAGCCGGCAGCAUCAUGGCUCUGUUUGGUCUCACAUGGGUGUUCGGCUUCUUCGUCAUCGAUGACGCGCGCACGGUUUUCGCCUACCUGUUCUGCAUCUUCAACACCCUCCAGGGCCUCUUCAUCUUCAUCUUCCACUGUGUGAUGAGAGAAGACAUGACGAAGUGGCGGAAGAAACUGACGUGCUGGAAGAAGUUCAUCUGCACAGGAAAGAAGAAGCAGGGUCAGUAUCAGGUGAAUGGGAGCAAGUCUUUUUCUUCGGCUUCACAAACGUCACAGACAAUACUUAUUGGGCUAAGCACUUUGUCACUUGAUACCAAACCUAAUCCAAAGUCGCUGUAGUAACAAGCAAUGUUGAAGUGUUCGUUAUCGUUUGGUAGUACUGGUGUCGUUCGUCCGUCAGGUUGACGAGGACCGCUU
This is a messenger RNA of Branchiostoma belcheri (Belcher's lancelet), 1374 nucleotides long. RefSeq names its product adhesion G protein-coupled receptor L3-like. The transcript has 6 exons. Gene Ontology annotation, molecular function: G protein-coupled receptor activity. Gene Ontology annotation, biological process: cell surface receptor signaling pathway; G protein-coupled receptor signaling pathway. NCBI's taxonomy places the organism in Eukaryota, Metazoa, Chordata, Leptocardii, Amphioxiformes, Branchiostomatidae. Gene Ontology annotation, cellular component: membrane. The annotation marks the transcript as partial. The record is from RefSeq and is a predicted model, not a curated record.